This is a messenger RNA of Rhizopus microsporus ATCC 52813, 903 nucleotides long. RefSeq lists its product as uncharacterized. The coding region runs from base 1 to 903 and encodes 300 amino acids. The transcript has 3 exons. Lineage: Eukaryota; Fungi; Mucoromycota; Mucoromycetes; Mucorales; Rhizopodaceae. The record is from RefSeq and is a predicted model, not a curated record.
AUGAUUCCUGUGGUAGUGUUUAUUUAUUCUGUGAUCCAUCUACCAACACAUGCAACUAUAAAGGAUGCAGUAACUCAGAUUAUAUCAAAGAGUAAGAACUUUAGAAGGGGACAUCAGUCGCUUACCCAUUAUUGUUUUAGUUGGGAUACAAAAUUUAGAUCUAUUCCAGUGAGAUGCAACAAUACAAGUUACUGUCCAGACAACAACUCAAAAUGUCUUCCUCUUCUUCCAGUUGGGGCUCAAUGUGAUUUACAAAGAGAUGAUGAAUGUUCAGGAUCAAAUGCUAUUUGUCUUAAUUCAACAUGUUUCAUCAAGGGAGCGCCCUUAGGUGGCAAUUGUGGUGCAGAUACUACAGUCUACUACUCACAAGAUGCAGAUGAAAACCUCAUUCAACAGACGAUUAUCCGAGAUAACUGUACAGAUGGUACUUACUGCCUGAAUUCUGUCUGUGUCAUGUCUAAACCACUCAGCUCGCCUUGCGAUCAAGACCGUGAGUGUCUGUCUGGUUCAUGUUCAAAUAACGGUGUCUGUAUCCAGGGGCCAGACGUAUUCCAUGUCAUCAAACCUUGGCUCUGGGGUGUCCUUGGUACGUCCGUAUUCGUAUUUGUCAUCCUUGUUCUUGGUUUACUUUGGAUCUUGCAUCGCUAUCAGUCCAAGAAAGAACAUGCAAAGAUUGCUAAAUUCUUUGAAGAUAACGAAGAGUUUGCCAAAUAUGCAAUGUUGGAUGAUGACAACGACUCAUAUCAAGAUGAUGAUUCAAGGGCCAACAUGAAUGACAGUCGAGCCAGUGUCCUGUUCUUGACUACGCCCGACUAUCUAAAGUCUCAAGCAUUAUCUACAAGUCAUAAAAACCCUUCUUCUCUUAGUCUACAUCAUCCCAAUACAAGCACAAAUAGAUUCUGA